AUGUUAUGUCCUCCAGACACCAUAGCUUUCCUGGGCAUCUAUUAUCGCAUCCUUACUGGACCUCUCAUUGUGGUUGCUCUGUUCGGCAUUCGCAAGCUCUUGCUCUCUUUGCAGGAUAAUCGAGGACUGCGCAAUUGCCGUCAAUGGAUCAACGAAGAUGACAAGGUGCUGCACAAGUACGGCUCUAACACGAGUCUUGUUUAUUCGGUAAUCUAA
This is a messenger RNA of Protopolystoma xenopodis, 216 nucleotides long. The record is from the annotation of a GenBank genome assembly. Lineage: Eukaryota; Metazoa; Platyhelminthes; Monogenea; Polystomatidea; Polystomatidae.